GUCGAGGCAGUGGGAGCGGCGGGGCGGCCAUGGCCGGCGGAGGGCCCCUCAGCUACGCGCUGCUCUGCGGCCAAGCCGCGCUGCUCCUCGGCAACCUCCUCUUGCUCCAAGGCGUCUCCCGGAGCCACCAGCACAACGCCACCGAAAGCUCCGGGGACUCGGGCGCGGAGCAGCCGCUGGACGCCGGCUCGACUCCCACGGCGCCUUGGGCCUACCUCGGCCCCUACUCGCCUCUCGUCCGCUGCGACCAUUUGCCGGAGGAGUUCAUUGACUGCGAAGCGCCUCUGGAUCUUGCUGGGAACGCCAGCGCCAGGGAAGAGCAGGGCUACGGAUGCCUCAAGUUUGGAGGCCAAGCCUACAGCGACGUGAGCCACACGCGGGUCUUGUGCAGGGUGCUGGACGGCAUUGAGUGUGCAGGAGAGCAGACCUUCCUGCGCGGGAACAAACCAUGCAUCAAGUACACCGGCCACUACUUCAUCACCACCCUCCUCUACUCCUUUUUCCUGGGUUGCUUCGGAGUGGACCGGUUCUGCUUGGGGCACACUGGCACCGCGGUGGGAAAGCUCCUCACGCUGGGCGGACUCGGGAUUUGGUGGUUCGUGGACCUGAUCCUUCUCAUCACGGGUGGUUUAAUGCCCAGCGACGGAAGCAACUGGUGCACCAUUUAUUAGAGACCUGGAAUGGGACCUAAAACCAAAGACGAAAGCAAUAAGGGAAUUUUGGGUCGGCUGAGGACAGGAUGCAUGAAUCCACUUCUGCGGAAACAAAAGACUGCACUGCUCUAUUUAUUUGACACUUCAAGAGGUUCCUUGGACCAUAAUUCUGCUGUAUAUACUUCAUAGUUGGCUUAAAUGGUUGCUGAUUUUGUCCUUCCCAGAGUUGGGAAAACUUCUGGACUGUAAAGUGAGCCUACUGUAUGGAUUUACCACUCCAGUAAUUACAUCUAUCUUUACUUUCUUCUCUUCCCCAGGAAAUGACAAGGUAGUAGCAAUCGACCCCUAAUUAUUGAUCUCCCUGUUGUAUGUUUUGAAAGCGGUUCCCCCCCCCCCCCAAUAAAUGUGUACAGCCAGGAUUUGCUGGAAAUAACA
Messenger RNA from Anolis sagrei ordinatus, 1088 nucleotides. RefSeq names its product TM2 domain containing 2 (gene TM2D2). The record is from RefSeq and is a predicted model, not a curated record. NCBI's taxonomy places the organism in Eukaryota, Metazoa, Chordata, Lepidosauria, Squamata, Anolidae.